Molecule: messenger RNA, 939 nt
Organism: Hippopotamus amphibius kiboko
Lineage: Eukaryota; Metazoa; Chordata; Mammalia; Artiodactyla; Hippopotamidae
Product: olfactory receptor 4C46-like
Exons: 1
Coding region: 1-939 (312 amino acids)
Biological process (GO): G protein-coupled receptor signaling pathway
Cellular component (GO): membrane
Molecular function (GO): olfactory receptor activity; G protein-coupled receptor activity
Source: RefSeq, a predicted model, not a curated record
AUGAAAUACAUGGAAAAUAAGAACAACAUGACAGAGUUUGUUCUUCUGGGGCUCACAGAGAACCCAAAGAUGCAGAAAAUCAUAUUUGCUGUAUUUUCUGUCAUCUACAUCACCACUGUGGUGGGAAAUGUGCUCAUCGUGGGCACCAUCACGGCCAGCCCAUCCUUGUGGUCCCCCAUGUACUUUUUCCUGGCCUAUCUCUCCUUUAUUGAUGCCUGCUACUCCUCUGCAAGUACCCCCAAACUGAUAGUAGAUUCACUCCAUGAAAAGAAGACCAUCCUAUUCAAUGGAUGCAUGACCCAAGUCUUUGUGGAGCAUUUACUUGGAGGUGCCGAGGGCAUCCUGCUUACUGUGAUGGCCUAUGACCGCUACGUGGCCAUCUGCAAGCCCCUGCACUAUGCAACCAUCAUUAAUCGGCAGCUGUGUGGACUGUUGGCGGGAGUGGUGUGGGUCGGAGGCUUAAUCCACGCAACCAUACAGAUCCUCUUCAUCUUCCGUUUACCCUUCUGUGGCCCCAAUGUCAUAGAUCACUUUAUGUGUGACCUGGCCCCAUUGCUCAAUCUUGCCUGCACUGAUACCCAUGGUCUAGGGCUCUUCAUUGCUGCCAACAGUGGGUUCAUGUGUCUGUUAAACUUCCUCCUUUUGAUGGUCUCCUACGUGGUCAUCUUGCGUUCCCUAAGGACCUACAGCUUAGAGGCAAGGCGCAAGGCCUUCUCCAUCUGUGUCUCCCACAUCACAGUGGUGGUCUUAUUCUUUGUGCCCUGUGUAUUUGUGUAUAUGAGACCUGCAGCUACUUUACCUACUGAUAAAGCAGUUGCUGUAUUCUAUACUAUCAUAACUCCCAUGUUAAAUCCCUUAGUCUAUACCUUAAGAAAUGCUCAGAUGAAAAAUGCCAUUAGGAAAUUAUGCAGUAGGAAAGCUAUUCUAGGUGAUAAAUAA